AUGGCUUCUAGAUCUAACCUUGGUAUAGAAAACCAGUUGGUUGUAUUCAUUGAAAGACUAGUCGAUUUUGAAGAAAUGAUGGCUCUUGGAUUUAAUCUUCAAAGCACUGUCUACCAAAAAGGUUGGGAUAAUUUCUUUGAUAUGUUUUAUGGUCCUACUUACCCUAACUUGAUCAAGGAUUUUUGGGUAAAUGCUUCCAUCCAGGAUCUAAAUCUAGAAUCUUUUAUUCUUUUUAUUGUAUAUGGUGUUCCUAUCACUAUCACCCCCACAUCUAUUGCUAAUUCAAUAAACUGUGAGGAUGAAGGUGUGAUUCUAAAUAUGCUUGUUUGGGAAUCUUAUUUGUAUCCUCAUCUUAUCUUUGGUGAUCUCUCUGACCUAUCCAAAGUCUCAAGUCUCAAUUCUAAGGCGUUAGUCCGGUAUCACCUGUUGAUCUCAAACUUACUGCCAAAGAACAGGGAUCCGACUUCUUUGGAUAUUGAUGAACAUGAUUUUCUGUUACUUCUUAACUCAAAUUUGAAGAUUAACCUCCCUCAAGUUAUGUUUGAUUAUCUGAAAAUGACUCUCACUUCCUAUUGA
This is a messenger RNA of Lathyrus oleraceus (garden pea), 576 nucleotides long. RefSeq lists its product as uncharacterized. The record is from RefSeq and is a predicted model, not a curated record. Bases 1 to 576 code for a protein of 191 amino acids. The transcript has a single exon. NCBI's taxonomy places the organism in Eukaryota, Viridiplantae, Streptophyta, Magnoliopsida, Fabales, Fabaceae.